This is a messenger RNA of Aspergillus chevalieri, 1419 nucleotides long. RefSeq names its product putative Gamma-butyrobetaine hydroxylase subfamily. The coding region runs from base 1 to 1419 and encodes 472 amino acids. Gene Ontology annotation, biological process: carnitine biosynthetic process. Gene Ontology annotation, molecular function: oxidoreductase activity. Lineage: Eukaryota; Fungi; Ascomycota; Eurotiomycetes; Eurotiales; Aspergillaceae. Gene Ontology annotation, cellular component: mitochondrion. The transcript has a single exon. The record is from RefSeq and is a predicted model, not a curated record.
AUGUCAACCCUCACUAUGGCUCGUCCCCUGGGCAGGCUCCUACGAUCCUCUCCGCCGAUUGCUCGUCCUCUUCCCUCCAUCCUCCGUCGUGGUCACCGUUCGAACCCACCGAGGGCACCGUUUUCGAAGUUUCCCGUGAAGUCAGAAUAUUCUAGGCUGGAAUAUCCCAAGCUAGAGAAGGAAUUACCUGUCGGAAUUUCUGUGAACAAGACGCAUUUUCAGGUGUCCAUUGGGAAUGGUGAUAUGAGAGAGUAUUUAUUCCCGGCUCUACGUGAUUCUUGCAAAUGUCCUAUUUGUGUCGAUCCGUACUCGAAGCAACGCAACUUCCGGACGUCGGAUAUCCCAAAUGAGAUCCAACCGCGCAAUAUUGAGGUCGAUGGCAAGGACAUAAUCGUCCAAUGGACCAAUGACAUUCCUGGCUAUGAUACAUCCCAUACUUCAAGAUACGACAUAGAUACUCUUAUUGUUCCGGUCAAGUCAACAACAAAGCUCAUCGCUGCGUCGAGGCCGCGUAGGACCUGGGGUCGGGAAUGGAUGAACAAGUCACAGUUCUGGAUUUCGUACGACGACUAUAUGAAUAACGAAGUCGAGUUUGCGUUCGCGAUGCGGAGUCUAUGUGACACUGGACUCAUCUUUAUCAAGGAUAUCCCCGAUUCCCGUGAAGAGGUCGAGAAGUUGGCUACGCGCAUGGGUCCGCUCCGGAACACAUUUUACGGCCCGACAUGGGAUGUGCGCAGUAUUCCCCAGGCCACGAAUGUGGCUUACACGAACCAAUUCCUCGGGUUUCACAUGGACUUGAUGUACAUGCGCGAGCCUCCAGGCUAUCAGCUUCUCCAUUGUUUAGAAAACUCAUGUGAUGGAGGCGAGUCGAUGUUUUCAGACGGUUUCCACGCGGCCAAGCAAAUCUACAAGAUGGGACCGGAGUUGUUUGAUAUUCUUACCGACGUUCAGCUUUGCUACGAAUACAACCAUGAGGGCGCCAUAUAUCACAACCGCUGGCCGGUAAUCGAGACCACAACCAUGAGACACCCUACAGAAUUCCCACCGAUUCGGCAUGUCAACUAUUCCCCUCCGUUCCAGGGCCCUGUACAUUCUCGACAAAUCGGGAGAAACCACCACGAGUUCAAGAAGUUCAGAGAGGCCCUCAAAAUUUUCUCUGAGCUCCUCGAGCACGAGGAAAGCACCUUCGAACUGAAGUUGGAGCCCGGCCAGUGUGUCAUUUUCGAGAAUCGUCGGGUCGUCCAUGCCCGGAGACAAUUCAAUACUGCUGUCGGUCGGCGCUGGCUUGCGGGAGCCUAUGUCGAUGAAGACUGCCUGUGGUCUCGGUUCCGGCGGAGUAUCCGUGACUAUCCUGAGGCUUGGCCAGGCCAAUGGGAUGACCCGAACAAAAAGCUUCAGCGGGAAUUCGAGUCGCAUUAG